Molecule: messenger RNA, 1449 nt
Organism: Striga hermonthica
Lineage: Eukaryota; Viridiplantae; Streptophyta; Magnoliopsida; Lamiales; Orobanchaceae
Source: the annotation of a GenBank genome assembly
AUGUCUGGGUGCCCGUCGUCGUCGUCGGGAUCGGAGGACGAGGAUGAAGCGAUCGACUCAUACAGGAAAGGCGGAUACCACGCCGUGAGGAUCGGCGACUCGUUCGCCGGCGGCCGGUAUAUCGCCCAGCAGAAGCUGGGCUGGGGUCAGUUCUCUACGGUUUGGCUUGCAUACGACACGCAAUCAUCUAUCCUUUCCGCUAUUGCUGCUGGUGAUCCCUCAAACAGUAAAUCUGUUGUGCAAUUAGUCGAGCACUUUAAGCAUUCAGGCCCAAAUGGGCAGCAUUUGUGCAUGGUCCUGGAAUUCCUUGGUGACAGUUUACUCCGUCUCAUCAAGUAUAACCGGUAUAAAGGUCUCGAAUUGAACAAAGUUCGGGAGAUAUGCAAAUGCAUUUUGACUGCUCUGGAUUACUUGCACGGAAAAUUAAGAAUUAUACACACCGAUCUAAAACCUGAAAACAUUCUUCUAUGUUCCACAAUUAAUCCUUCAAAGGACCCGAUUAGGUCCGGGAUGAACCCCGUGCUAAAAAGGCCCGAGGGAAACCCGAAUGGUGGAAUUACAACGAAUAGCAUCGAGAAAAAGCUAAAACAAAGGGCGAAAAGGGCAGUUGCGAGGAUAUCAGAAAGGCGGGCUUCUAUGGGAGGGGUAGGUGUGGUUCCAAAGCCUUCUCGGUGUUUGGAUGGGAUUGAUUUGAAAUGUAAGGUUGUAGAUUUUGGGAAUGCUUGUUGGGCAGAUCGGCCAAUUGCUGAAGAAAUUCAAACGAGGCAAUACAGGGCUCCAGAAGUCAUCCUUAAUUCCGGUUAUUCCUUUCCUGCUGAUAUGUGGUCCUUUGCUUGCACGGCUUUUGAACUUGCAACUGGUGAGAUGAUGUUUACUCCGAAGAGUGGACAAGGCUUCAGUGAGGAUGAGGAUCACCUAGCUUUGAUGAUGGAGCUCCUUGGAAAGAUGCCACGAAAGAUCGCCAUAGGCGGGGCUCGAUCCAAAGAUUACUUUGAUAAAUAUGGUGACUUGAAGAGGAUUCGGAGGCUGAAAUACGGGUCAGUCGAUCGACUUCUUGUUGAUAAGUACAAAUUUUCUGAUGCCGAUGCUCGUGAGUUUGCGGCUUUUCUUUGUCCCAUACUAAAUUUCGAGCCCGAAAAGCGGCCGACCGCCCAGCAAUGCCUGCAGCACCCAUGGCUCAAUAUCGAUAAUCAGACACAUGAUGAAGUAAAGAGCGAAUCCAGCGUUGAGAAGGUGAAUGUUGGCAUGACCAACCUGCAAAUUAAGUUGCGCAAUAAAUAUGAGGGUGCAAAUGGAUUGCUAAUGCAUGUUUCGCUGGUCAUAACACUUACAUUCUAUGAGUGUUAUGUAUACCUCUAUGUACUUCCACCCCUCGUCUCCCCCGGCCUCCCCGACAGCUCUGCUCAUGAAUGCAAGGAGGGUAGAGCAGCUCAAUCGGGGUUAGACUGA